UGCACAGCGAGAGAGAGAGAGAGAGAGUAAAAAGGACAACGCCUGCUAACAGUCGUAGCAGGAUACAUUAGGAUCCGCUCGUGAACACAUGCAGCUAACAAGCUCCUUUCUAAACUGGGUGGAUUAUUUCUGAGUGACAGCUGUCUGUCGGUGAACUGAGAGGGCAGAAUGUCACGACGGGACCAGAGGUUUCGCAGAGGAAUGAAAGGACGGUGUUGUGAAUGCGGCUGCAUUCUGUCUCACUGGUACUAUGAGCGAGAGGGGCAGCUCUACUGUAAGAAGCACUACUGGGCCCGUUACGGAGAGCACUGCCACGGAUGCAGGGAGACCAUCACAACAGGACUCAUUAUGGUUGCUGGAGAGCAGAAGUACCACCCUGAAUGCUUCACUUGUAUGAACUGUGAAACGUUCAUUGGAGAUGGAGACACUUACACGCUGGUCGAACGCACCAAACUCUACUGUGGCCACUGUUUCUGUCAGGGUGUAGGAUCAACUGUGACGUCAGCUUCUCCCCUCACCAAGAGACCUCACAUGGUGGCGCUAGUGUCUUUCCCUCCCCACACAGGUGGCCAACGGGGUCUGACUGUAGCCACUGACCUCAGCCAAGAGAAAGGCCCUCUUGUUACUGUGAAAGGGUUAGACUCAUCUGUCCUCAACCCUGACCUGCUUCCCUCUGUACACACUGGUGACCGAGUACUGGAGGUCAACGGCAUCCCUAUCCGCAACAUUUCCCCAGAGGAGAUAAACCGUGUGAUCCAGGACACAAGCAGACCACUGCAGCUGACCAUUGAACACAACCCGCAGUCUCCAGAUGACCUCCCUCGCUCUAACAAUCCCCAGGAUGACCUCAGCUGUCCUGACCCCUGUGUCCCUGCGUCAACCCACAAACUACCAAGUCUGGAGGAAGAGCCAAGUCCAGGAGAGGAGACAGCGGAACCAAUCAGGUUGAGCCUCUCCCCACCUCAGCACCAAGGAACCACGGGAAUGCGAUCCAGACACAUUCUGCGCAGCUGUAGUAUAGAUAAGUGUCCUCUGUCCCCUGGAGCACUGUCACUUUUAUCUCAAAGGAGAGACAUGGUUCGCUCAGGGUCUCUUCGUGUGGACUCUGGAGAUCGGACCCAUCGCAUCUUCAGACCUUCAGACCUCAUCCACGGAGAAGUGCUCGGAAAGGGCUUCUUUGGACAGGCUGUCAAGGUAACACAUCAAGAGACAGGAGAAGUGAUGGUGAUGAAAGAGCUGAUAAGGUUUGACGAAGAGACACAAAAGACUUUCUUGAAGGAGGUGAAGGUGAUGCGCUGUCUGGACCACCCCAAUGUUUUAAAGUUCAUUGGACUGUUUUAUAAAGACAAACGAAUAAACUUUGUGUCUGAGUACAUCCAGGGAGGAACUCUCCGAGAGACCAUCGUAAAAAUGGACAAGGAUUUUCCCUGGAGUAUAAGAGUGGGUUAUGCCAAAGACAUUGCAGCUGGAAUGGCCUAUCUACACUCCAUGAACGUUAUCCACCGAGAUCUGAAUUCACACAACUGCCUUGUCAGAGAGAACCAGUCUGUGGUGGUGGCAGAUUUUGGACUGGCCAGGCUAGUGACGGAGGAGAGGAAUCAGGGGAGGACCUCCUCUCUGGAACGGCCCACAAAGGGGACACUGUCAGAGCUCCGCAGGCCUGACCGAAGAAAGCGGUACACCGUAGUAGGAAACCCCUACUGGAUGGCCCCUGAGAUGAUCCGUGUCCUUCCUUUUCGAAGUUGGAGGAGUGGCUGGAGAACCUGCUGAUGCACCUGGACAUCGGUCUGCCUCUACUCUCUGAGUUAGAGCAGCUCCGCAGGGCCUUCUGGCAGAAUCACAACCACCAAAACCUCUUUCACAACCAGGACAAGACCCUUGAUUCUCACGAAAAAACCCACUGUUCACAGCCACAGAGACAGAGCCCCGAUCCCGAACGACAGUCAGGCACUGCAAAUAAUCACAUUGAGCCAAAUCACCUCACUCAGAGCAAAGACCAAAACAGCACACCUGACAGCCAUUCGGACGGAGAGCAACACGUGCAUGACAACCAUGACAUGAGGACUAAGCAUGAAGACCUGAGCGGAGAUUGUAACAACCACUCGCAAAACAAGAGUCAAACGUGUUGCAGGUCUACAAGCCCAGAAUCAAGCAAGAGUGAGUCUGAAACAUAUGAACACAAUAACCCCUCAGGAGAACCGAAAGCCCAGCACAAGCUCUCACAACCACCGCAGGUCAACAACUCGCUGCUAGGCCGGUCCAACAGGCCCAGAAGGACAUGCAAAGUGCUGUGGGAUGGAACAAAAGAGGACAUCUCUUUCCUCUAACUGCUUAAUCCAACGGCCAAGACAGGACACAUCUACAAAGCCCAGUUUUGAUGGAUUAAAAAAACUGAAUAAAGACGUUUGUGCCUUUUCAAAUACAUAAUUGGGAGAGAACUGAAGUCCUGAGUCCUAAAGCUGCAUGUGGAGGACUAACACAUGGAAAAUCUGCAGAGGAAUAAAACUAGACUGAUGUGGGAUAUUUUUCAUGAAAAACAGUAAAGAUUUGUAUGCAGCUUAAUAGCAACUGCCACACAUUAAAUUAGUCUCAUAUUGCUCUGUGAACCAGUAUUUAUGUGGCUUCAACUAGAGCCCAACCAAUACUGGAUUUAGUCGAUACCCAUCUCUUAACUCAGUGGUUCCCAACCUGGGGGUCAGGACCCCCACUAGAGGUCACCAAAGCUUCACAGGGGGUCACGAGGCCUUCUUGAUUUUAAGGCGUGUGAGAAAACUUUAAAAAUAUAAACAGAAGACCUUUA
Messenger RNA from Morone saxatilis (striped sea-bass), 2800 nucleotides. RefSeq names its product LIM domain kinase 1-like. Gene Ontology annotation, biological process: protein phosphorylation; actin cytoskeleton organization; positive regulation of stress fiber assembly. The record is from RefSeq and is a predicted model, not a curated record. NCBI's taxonomy places the organism in Eukaryota, Metazoa, Chordata, Actinopteri, Moronidae. Gene Ontology annotation, cellular component: cytoplasm; nucleus; neuron projection. Gene Ontology annotation, molecular function: protein binding; protein serine/threonine kinase activity; ATP binding.